AUGCCAUGACUCAAUUUGCAUCCUUUGCUGAACAAACCUAUCAUCUUUUACUUGAUUCUUCAACCCAACAAGCGAAAAAACAAGUGAAAUUAGCAAACUUAAUGAAUAUGAAUUUUAAUUUGAGACAAGAAAUCUUUGGAAAUAAGGUUCUUGGAAAGAAUAAUUUGAAAAUGAUUGAAUUGGCUAGGAGAUUUGGUUUUGCCGCCAAGUUUACGGGAUCAGGUGGUGCCAUUGUUGGACUAUGGGAAGAUGUAAAUAAUAAAAACAUGAUGCUUAAUAUAGAGAAAUUGAAGGAAGAGCUGCAAAAAGAAGGGUUUGUGUUUUGUUGGAUUAAAAUUUGCGAUGAGAAGUAUGAUGAAGAACAAGCAGAGAUCUAG
This is a messenger RNA of Scutellospora calospora, 377 nucleotides long. The record is from the annotation of a GenBank genome assembly. NCBI's taxonomy places the organism in Eukaryota, Fungi, Glomeromycota, Glomeromycetes, Diversisporales, Gigasporaceae.